Molecule: messenger RNA, 246 nt
Organism: Clunio marinus
Lineage: Eukaryota; Metazoa; Arthropoda; Insecta; Diptera; Chironomidae
Source: the annotation of a GenBank genome assembly
AUGAACAAAAUUUGGAUUCCGAUUUUUGUUUUAUUUGUUUUAAGUUUUGACGCAAUAAAUAGUUUUCCAAUCAACAAUUUGGAUACAGAAAAAGAAUCAAAAAGCACUAUUGAAAUCACAACAUCACUUCAAAAGGAUGUGGUCGGAACAGAGACUCAAACGAUUAUUCUUGCUGGGUCUAUUUGCCCUAAAGGAAGAAGUUUAAUCGGUGGAGUUUGUAGAAAGGAAGGAAGAUGCCUUGAUUGA